Messenger RNA from Habropoda laboriosa, 1685 nucleotides. RefSeq names its product eukaryotic translation initiation factor 3 subunit L (gene eIF3l). Gene Ontology annotation, molecular function: translation initiation factor activity; protein binding. Gene Ontology annotation, cellular component: eukaryotic translation initiation factor 3 complex; cytoplasm. Bases 69 to 1685 code for a protein of 538 amino acids. Lineage: Eukaryota; Metazoa; Arthropoda; Insecta; Hymenoptera; Apidae. The record is from RefSeq and is a predicted model, not a curated record. Gene Ontology annotation, biological process: translational initiation. The transcript is spliced from 3 exons.
UUGGUUAACUUUCCUUAGCGUACGAGUUAGAUUAAAUUUCUAUAUAAAAUCCAGUAAAAACGGUUACCAUGUACGACGAUUACAAUGAGUAUGACGCCUACGAUGAUUAUGGACCACCAGACGUUCAUAGUGACCAAUAUGACAGAUUAGGUUAUCGUCAAGUACCAGAAGUUGUACGAAAUUUUCUAGUAAUCUUACGAAAUUGCAUAAAUGAAGGAAUGAUUUUUGAGAUUCAAAACCUUUAUGAAACAACUUUCCCAAAAAUUUCAGAGCAGUUAUUUGAUAAGUCUUCCUGGCCAGAUGCUCAAACAAUUGCACAUAUAGUUGACAAUGAUCCAGUAUUUCUCACUUUAUAUAAAGAACUUUAUUAUCGUCAUAUUUAUGCACGAAUGCAAGGACCAACAUUAGAACAACGUUUUGGUUCAUUUUGUAAUUAUUGUGAUCUUUUUAAUUAUAUUUUACGCCCAGAAACACCAGUUCAAUUGGAGUUACCUGAUCAAUGGCUGUGGGAGCUUAUUGAUGAAUUUGUUUACCAAUUUCAAUCUUUUGCACAAUAUCGUGCUAAUUUGUCAAAUAAAACACCUGAAGAAAUUGAAAACUUGAAUGCACAUAACAAAAUAUGGGAUGUAUUAUGUGUUCUGAAUGUUUUACAUUAUUUAGUGGAUAAAUCAAAAAUCAAAAGUCAAUUAGAAGUAUAUGCAAGUGGUGGAGACCCAGAUUCAGUUGUUGGCGUAUUUGGAAGACAUUCUUUAUACAAAAUGCUUGGAUAUUUUUCUCUUGUAGGAUUAUUACGUUUACAUUCACUUUUGGGAGACUACUAUCAAGCCAUCAAAGUAUUAGAAAAUGUUGAACUUUAUAAAAAGAGUGCAUAUUCUCAGGUUCCUGGUUGUCAAAUAUCUACAGCUUAUUAUGUUGGUUUUGCUUAUAUGAUGAUGCGUAGAUAUGCAGAUGCAAUUAGAACAUUUUCUGGCAUUCUGCUAUACAUUCAAAGAACAAAACAAUUGUUUGCAACAAGGAGUUAUCAAAAUGAUCAGAUUAAUAAACAAACAGAGCAAAUGUAUCAUUUAUUAGCAAUCUGUCUUGUUCUGCAUCCACAAUGUAUAGAUGAAGGAUUACAACAAGCAUUACGUGAUAAAAAUUAUCACGAAAAAAUGUACAAGAUGCAAUAUGGAGAUCUUGUUGAAUUUGAAUCAUGCUUUCUAUUUGCAUGUCCAAAAUUCUUAUCCCUUACACCACCAAAUCCAGAUAAUCCAAAUGAAGAUUAUGUUCGGGAAGCAAUCAAACACCAAACUCAAGUUUUCAUGGAUGAAGUUGUUCAGCAAAAAAUGUUACCUACAAUUCGUUCAUAUUUAAAAUUAUAUACUACUUUACCAUUGAGCAAACUAGCUACAUUUAUGUGUAGCAAUACUAGACCUGAUGAAAGUUGGGACUUGGACAAAGAAGUUAGUGUACUAACUAUCCAUUUAUUGUGUUUUAAACAUAAAAUGAAAAAUAUUGUUUGGACAAAAGGUGCAUCAGGAUUGGAUGGAAAAUUUCAAUCUGAUUCAGAGCUGGAUUUUUAUAUUGAUCAUGAUAUGAUUCAUAUCGCAGAUACAAAAGUGGCACAUCGAUAUGGUGACUUUUUCAUUAGAAAAAUUUUGAAAUUCGAAGAAUUAAAUCGCAAGUUACGUCAUAGAAAAAUUUAA